AUGAGGCGGUUCAUUGGAACUAAGAAUCCGAAUCUGCAACGUUCUGCUUUGAAACUCAUAGAUUUCUGCAUCAAGAAUGGAGGAGAACAUUUCCUUAUUGAUAUAGCAUCGAAGGAGUUCAUGGAUCCCUUUGUGGGCAUACUUCACGAUAAAGAAUUGAAUACAGGUAUUAAAACCUAUCUUCUUGAAUUGAUACAGUCGUGGUCGAUUAUGUUUAGUACCCAUCUGAAGCUUACGUACGUCAAUGAUGUUUACAAGAAGCUUCAGGAUGAGAAAUACCAGUUUCCGGAGAUUACAGAAUCCGUGGAUUCUAGCUUGAUUGAAUCAAGGGUUGCUCCUGAGUGGGAGGAUUCCGAUGCGUGCAUGCUUUGUUCCAAAUUAUUUACUUUUCUGAACCGAAAGCACCAUUGUCGGUCGUGUGGAGGAGUGUUUUGUAAUGAGCAUUCAUCGCAGUCGUGUGAGUUACCCGAAUUUGGUAUUACUGUUCCUGUUAGAGUAUGCGAUACUUGUUAUCAGGAACAUAUGAACAAACUAAGCAAGCAAAAAAAGAGUAAGAAGAGGAAAAGUAAGAAGAAGGGCCUAUCUAAUACUGAAGAAGAGGAUGAUGAUGAUUUUAAGAAGGCCAUUGAACUUUCAUUAAAGGAAGCUGGAAUCACACCAGAAGGUCAGCUGAAAGAGGCGAAAACGGUGUUACCGCAAGUGCAUCCUCCUGAAUAUGAGGACGAAGAUGAGGCUAUGAAUGCGGCUAUAGCUGCCAGUCUUGCUGAUAUGAAUGGUACACAACAGCAGCAACAAACAUCGGCAGUAACAGGGACAUCAGUUCAAUCAUCUGCAGACGGAUUUUACAGCAAUAUAUUGCCUACUGAAAACACAGAGAACAUUAAUGGAGACUACUCGCAGUCUCAAAUGCCGAUGCAGUUUCAAAAUCAACCUUCAUCUUUUAUUACGCCUGUGGAGGAGAACAACAUUGUACUUUUUGUGAAACUUUUGGACAGCUAUUUGAAGACUCCAGAGUCUCAGAGGAGGCCAUUCAACGGAGAGACGGCUAUUCAUCAGAUAUAUAACAGUAUCGAGCAGAUUCAGAUGAAGGUGACUCAAAAUAUUGCAGAGAAAAAGAAAGGUCUUGAUCACUUCCAGGAGAUGUACUCAAAGCUGUUUGCAAUAGGUAAGGUUUAUGAUGAUAUACUUCAGACUAGAUUAAAACAACACCAGCGGCAGAAUAUGCAGCAGCAGCAAUUCCAAGAACCUCAAAGGGUCUACGAUAUUCCGGAAUACGACUAUAAGAGCUCUUCAAUUCCUCCUCUUCAGUCCAUACAGCAGCGACCAUCGAUGCCGCUUCCGUCUUCCCCACAUAUGGAAGCAAGAGGCUCUUCUGUUGGAUCUAUUGGUUAUGCCCCAAUACCGCAUGGUGCCUUUCAGCCUAGUUCUGUCCAGGAGAGCGUGCCACCUGCUCAGGCAGGUUCUGCAGAAUCUCCAGUAUCACCAGUGCAGAAUCCUGUUCAUAUGCCGGCUUCUCCACCUCCAGCAUCUAUCAGAGCACCUGGAUCCACUACUGUUCCCGCAUCUGUCCCUGAGCCGGUAAACUUGAUCGAUUUGUAA
Messenger RNA from Brettanomyces nanus, 1599 nucleotides. RefSeq lists its product as uncharacterized. NCBI's taxonomy places the organism in Eukaryota, Fungi, Ascomycota, Pichiomycetes, Pichiales, Pichiaceae. The transcript is spliced from 2 exons. Gene Ontology annotation, molecular function: metal ion binding; phosphatidylinositol binding; ubiquitin binding. Bases 1 to 1599 code for a protein of 532 amino acids. The record is from RefSeq and is a predicted model, not a curated record.